Messenger RNA from Motacilla alba alba, 1692 nucleotides. It is a transcript of the gene BCL7B, whose product is annotated as BAF chromatin remodeling complex subunit BCL7B. The coding region runs from base 120 to 743 and encodes 207 amino acids. The transcript has 6 exons. NCBI's taxonomy places the organism in Eukaryota, Metazoa, Chordata, Aves, Passeriformes, Motacillidae. The record is from RefSeq and is a predicted model, not a curated record.
GGCGUGUCGGGCGUGGUGACGCAAGAAGCGCAGCGCGCGGGCGGCCACGCAGGGCGCGUGCGCGGGGUCGGGUGCGCCGGCGGGUGCGGCGGAGCCGGUGCUGCGGGGCUGCGCGCGCCAUGUCGGGGCGCUCGGUGCGGGCCGAGACCCGCAGCCGCGCCAAGGAUGACAUCAAGAAGGUGAUGGCAGCCAUCGAGCGCGUCCGCAGAUGGGAGAAGAAGUGGGUGACGGUGGGCGACACGUCCCUGCGGAUAUUCAAGUGGGUGCCAGUGGCGGACACUAAGGAGAAAGAGAAAUCCAAAUCGAAUAGCAGCACGGCCCGAGAACCCAAUGGCUUCCCAGCUGACACCUCUGCCAACUCCUCCCUCCUUCUGGAGUUCCAAGGUGCUGUUUCUGCAGAUGAGAACAGCAACCAGAGCUCCCUGUCUGAUGUAUACCAGCUCAAGGUGGACAGCAGUCCCAACUCCAGCCCCAGUCCUCAGCAGAGUGAGUCCAUGAGUCCUGCCCACACGUCUGACUUCCGCACAGACGACUCGCAGCCUCCUACCCUGGGGCAGGAGACUUUGGAAGAGCCCUCCCUGCCUUCCUCAGAAGUGGCAGAUGAGCCUCCCACUCUCACAAAGGAAGAGCCAGUCCCCCUUGAGACUCAGGUAACUGAAGAGGAUGAGGACUCUGGUGCACCACCUCUGAAGAGAUUUUGUGCUGACCAGAACUCUGUGUGCCACACAGCCUCGGAGAGCUAACCUGCCUGGCCCGGCACCUUUGCCAGCCCCUUGCAGAACCACCUGGCCCCCCAGGACCAGCGCUUCCCUCCAGCCUGCCCCUUCCCCAGUGUUGGGGCUCCCACCACUCGCAUCAAGUGCGCCCUGCCCUGCCCUGCCCUGCCCUGCCCUGCCCUGCCCUGCCCGAUGGAUGGGGCUGCUGCCAGUACCUGCAAAUUUGCCUCUAUUUAUUGGCUCCCUCUCUCCCUGCUCUCUGCGCUAGAGCUGGGGCUCUCUGCUGGGGGGGGUGCAUGUGUGGAGGCGUUCUCCAUGGGGCUCCCUGCUCUCCAUGGUCCCCAGGACACUGGCAGAUGCUGUUUGCCUGCUUGUGGCUCCCCUGCCUGCCCUUCCCCUGGGUGCUGGGAACAGGAGAGCCACCUUCCACCUGCUCUGGGUGAUGUGUUCACUCCGUUGUGCGAGCAGGUGGUGGUCAGGGUGUGGGGGGCAGUGAGGGGUUGGCUGGCAGGGACCCACUGGGACGCUGUGCAAUAAGCUGCUAGUUUAAGCCAUUCAUGCUGGGAAAGAGGGGAGUGCUUUCUCCUCCUGGAGGGCAGGUACUGACCGGCCUCGGCUCUGCCUCGGAGCACAACUCCAGCCGAGUGGAAUUUGCAGUCCCCCGGGAGCCGGCAGAGCAGGGGGAGGCGCUGCCCUGUGCUGGAGGGCCUUGCCCCGGCCUAGGUACCCGCUAUCCCCGAGGUGGGAAAGGAAGCAGUAGGGUGCUGGAGCUCCCGGGAAGCGCUCCCGCCCUGGGGCUCUGCCGCCCCCCCAAUACCCGCUGCCCCCCCAGCCCCACUCUCCCCCCGCUGCCACUGCAUGUCCCGCCGAGUCCGUGAUCGAGCCUGCUGAAGCUGGAGGCGCGGCCGCGCGUGGAAGUGGAAAGUUAUUUUAGCACUGAAUAGAAUAUUUUUAAAAUUAAACUUUGAAAUACACA